This is a messenger RNA of Babesia ovata, 759 nucleotides long. RefSeq lists its product as uncharacterized. Bases 1 to 759 code for a protein of 252 amino acids. The transcript has a single exon. Lineage: Eukaryota; Apicomplexa; Aconoidasida; Piroplasmida; Babesiidae. The record is from RefSeq and is a predicted model, not a curated record.
AUGGCGUUUUUGGCUCCUAGGUGCUACGCCGCUCUGGCGGAUGCAACGGGAGCCGUUGGACGAGUUCUCAACCUUUCGAAACGCCGCCAGUUUUCGCAGCUGGCAUCUGCCGACACCGUCCAGCCAGCCGAGAGGCCAAAGUCGCUCUACGAGGCCACGGCGGUGCCAAAUCCCGCUGUGCGCGGUGACAGACUGUCGUCGGACUACCAACCUGGAUACCAGUCGUGCCGCAUUUUCGACAACCCUAACAUCAUCGAGGUGGUGCGGGAAGAUGGACGAGAGACCGUUGGAGACCGGAUCUACCGUUAUAUGGACAUCGGCGGUACCCUGUCGAUGCUCAACAGCCGCAAAUUCCACAUCUUGCGCGCCCCCGCCGAGAGCCGCAAGAGCAUCAUGAUGUUGACCGAGCUGGAACGCAAGCAGGGGAUCUUUAUGAACACCGUGAUCAGUGGACUCAUGCUAUAUGUGUUGUACUACUUCGUGCAGCACAAGCGGCACGUGUACGACAAGCCGCCGAAUGUCGAGGUUGUGCCCAGGGAAUUCAACAACAACCGUUUGAAGGAUUUCACGUGGCACGGCAGCAAUUUCCUGCAGUAUCCAAAGGGUCGCUGCAAGGAGUGCCGGUGGCUGGAACUCGAGUGCAAGAAGCGCUGCUACGACAAGCUGAUCCAAGAGGGACACAAGUUCAUCCUCCACGAGCCGAUGCAGAUUCCACGCAGCAGGCUCUACCCCUCGCCGUAUCCGCCUAGCCAGGCGUAA